AUGGUCCCCGGAUUGGCAAAAAUGGAAUGCAACCGGAAUCCGGUUUGUUUGGCACAAGCCCAUUGCCAAACAAUUGUUUGUUUGACAACGGCUUUCACGCUCAUCCAAAUACAACCCUCUUCUCUCCCACCACCACUAACCUCUCCUCCCACCACCACCAACGUCCCCGCUCCUCGUAAACGCGUGCCCGCUACCCACCCACGCCACGUCACCACGGUCAGCUGUGGCCACCACCGCCCACAAACGUCGUCGACCGCCAACAACGACCACAUCAACAACGCGGCAACGCCACGUCAGCAAGCAGACGAGCCCCGGCGAGGUCGAGGGGACGAAAACGGACCACGAGGGACGACCACGACGACCAUGACCAUGCCCACGAACCACGACACGCCCCACGACGUCAACGGACGCCCACGUCAAAUGCCAACGGACGCCCACGUCAAUGGACCACGACCACGUCAAUGGACCACGACCACGUCAAUGGACCACGACCACGCCAGCGGACGACCACGUCAACGCACCACCACCUCAACGGACGACGACCACGCCAGCGGACGACCACGUCAACGCACCACCACCACGUCAAUGGACGAUGACCACGCCAACGGACACCCACGUCAAUGCACGACGACGUGCCCCCGCCGAUGGGAAACCAAGGUGCCACGUUGCUGUCAGCGAUGUGGCAACCAAACGACGAACGACGACGACAACGUCGUCGUUCGUCGUUCACACAAAGAGCAUGUGGGGGAGGGUAAAGUACUGCUAUUUAUGGUGGAUUGUGGUCUUAUUCAACUGGAAUCCACUGGAAUCCACUGGAUUCCACAGGACUCCGCUGGAUUCCACUGGAUUCCAGUCCCAUUCCUGCGGAUUCCGCCGGAGUCCGGUCCCAUUCCACCGGAAUCCGCAGGAAUGACCGGAGUCCGACAGGAAUAG
This is a messenger RNA of Laccaria bicolor S238N-H82, 933 nucleotides long. RefSeq lists its product as uncharacterized. NCBI's taxonomy places the organism in Eukaryota, Fungi, Basidiomycota, Agaricomycetes, Agaricales, Hydnangiaceae. The transcript is spliced from 2 exons. The record is from RefSeq and is a predicted model, not a curated record. The coding region runs from base 1 to 933 and encodes 310 amino acids.